This is a messenger RNA of Eleginops maclovinus (Patagonian blennie), 2905 nucleotides long. RefSeq names its product solute carrier family 35 member F1 (gene slc35f1). The record is from RefSeq and is a predicted model, not a curated record. Gene Ontology annotation, molecular function: transmembrane transporter activity. NCBI's taxonomy places the organism in Eukaryota, Metazoa, Chordata, Actinopteri, Perciformes, Eleginopidae. The transcript has 8 exons. Gene Ontology annotation, biological process: transmembrane transport. Gene Ontology annotation, cellular component: membrane. The coding region runs from base 78 to 1235 and encodes 385 amino acids.
CCUCCUUCUCCGGUUCUCCUCCUACUCCGGUCCUCCUUGCAGCACAAUGUACUGAUCCCAGCUCGGCCUUUUGAAGGAUGAUGUCAGUCAUAUCCACAGUGGAGAGCGUCCCCAGAGGUACGGACACCCCCGUGCCAAGCCUCUACCAGCGGAUCAGGACGCAGUUAAGCAGGGAGCUGCUGGUGAGCCUGGCUCUGGGUCAGGUCCUGUCCUUGUUAAUCUGUGCCAUCAGUCUGAUCAGCAAGUACCUGGCGGAUGACUUCCAUGCUAACACGCCACUCUUCCAGAGUUUUCUUAACUACAUCCUGCUGUUUCUGGUCUACACCACCACUCUGGCAGUCAGGCAAGGUGAGGGUAACCUGCUGGCCAUUCUGAAGCAGCGCUGGUGGAAAUACAUGUUUCUGGGUCUGAUAGACAUUGAGGCAAAUUAUAUGGUGCUUAAAGCUUACCAGUACACUUCACUCUCCAGUGUACAGCUGCUGGACUGCUUCUCCCUCCCCGUGGUGCUGCUGCUGUCCUGCUGCCUGCUGCUGCUGCGCUACAAGGCGGUGCACUUUGUGGGGGCGGGGCUGUGUCUGCUGGGGGUCGGCUGCAUGGUGGGAGCUGACCUGCUGCUGGGCCGGCAGCAAGGCCUUGGAGAGCAGAAGCUGUUUGGGGACCUCUUGGUUUUGGGAGGAGCAACUCUGUAUGGGAUCUCCAACGUGAGCGAGGAGUUCAUCGUGAAGAACCUGAGCCGUGUGGAGUUCCUCGGCAUGAUGGGACUCUUCGGAUCCUUCUUCAGCGGCAUCCAGCUGGCUAUCAUGGAACACAAGGAGCUGCUGAAAGUAUCCUGGGACUGGCAGAUAGGUCUUCUGUAUGUUGGCUUCAGUGGCUUCAUGUUCGGCCUGUACAGCUUCACGCCGGUGGUGAUGAAGAGGACGAGCGCCGCCUUCGUCAACUUGUCCCUGCUCACCGCUGACCUGUACGGCCUCUUCUGCGGCCUCUUCCUCUUCCACUACAAGUUCUCUGGCCUGUAUCUGUUGUCGCUCUUCAUCAUUAUCCUUGGCCUGGUGCUGUACUCCACCUCGUCCACCUAUGUGGCCCAGGACCCGCGGGUCUACAAGCAGUUCAGGAACAGCUGCAGGCAGCGAGGGGGGGAGCCGGCCUCAUCUGACCCUGCAAUGCUGGAGCCCUCCGUCACCUUCACUAGCCUAGGCCCUGAAGCGGGGGGGACGCAUCCUGUACAUGUCGCCUGAGAUCUGGAGGAGGUUACGCCUGGAGGUCGGGGGUGAGCUGAGCCUCAGACACAGUUCACUCAGAGAACAGUGCAGGCUGAGAAAGGUGGGCCAGGUCUCAAUGCUGCACCCUGUACUGGGGGGCUAGGGGCAGGUUACAUUUUCAUGUAAAAGUGUUCACUGUAAACCGAGACUGAGCAGACCGCAGUGAUUGAACAUUCAUGUAAAUACAUGGCAUUGUAAUUUGAAUCUAUUCAGUCUUCUGUCUCUGUCAGUAAUGUUCUGUAUGUUGAAGAUGUAAUCGUUUCAUUUGUUAUUAUCUGACUGGGAUUAACAGAGCACAGGUUCCACCCUCACUGUAGUCGGCAUGUUGCUGUGUCCCUGGGCAAGACACUUCACCCCAAACUGCUCCUAUGGGGAUUGUCCACAGUAAUGAGUGUAUGUAAGUCGCUUUGGGUAAAAGUGUCUCAUGUGAUGUAAUGUUUAUGAACCCACCUGCUCAAAGUGGAUGACAUGCUCAGUGAGAACACUGCAGGGGGCGCUGAAAGUCUGCCCACACUUCAUCAGAGCAGUUCACCUCACACAAAGCUGAGCUCUAAUGUCAAUAUGCAUCAACUACUGAGCGUCUGUCCUCUUCGUUUUACACUUUUUUUUGUUUACACCAAAAAAAAUCAUUCAGUGUGAAGAAGGCCUUCAAACAGCAUUUCAACCUCUUUCAAAAGAAAUGUAAUUUACAGAAAAUAUUAAUGAAUGAAAUAUCUAAAUAAUAGAAAUGAGGGGUGUGGUCCGGUGGUGGUGGGGUGUUUGGAUUCCUGGGCUCAUCCGCUGUAUGUUAAAACAAAGGUUGAUAGGUUCAGACAAAGGUCUAAAUGGAAAAACAGGUCAUCUCUAGUAGAAACACCCAAUCCCACACUUCCCAUAAUGCAACUUGAUAGUGUGUUCAUAGAGUUAAGAAGUGGGAUAUGCUGCAACACAACGCUCUUUACAGGAGAUUCCUGCUGAAAAGAGCAUUAUUAGAUUUCAUGUUCCUCACAUGAUCACAGACGGGGCUGUCCUGCCUCCAGUUUGCUCUACAGUGGCCCUGUGGUGAUUCAUUUUCACAGUAAAGGUGAUAUGAGCUAUAUGUACACACCUGCUGAUAUACCUGUAUUAUUCAUUUUCACCGUACUCUGAAGUGUGAUGGAUGUGAACACACACUUCCGCUCAAAGUUCAGGGAUAUGCACAAAUCAGCAGGUGUGUAAAUUACUAUAAAUAAGCCUCACAGAGUGUCACAUAUUUGAGUAAAUUAUGUUACUGCAAUGUUUCAAGCAUAAAUCAUGAGACAACAUUUUUGCUCAAAAUCAUAAGCUACUAUAAUGCAGCUCCUGUACGCUCUUUUACAGAAAAUAUAAUGAUUGUGACAUUUCAGGAGGGGCACUCUGUAGGCUUCAGCCAGUGUAAUGUUUGCCCUGCACUAAAAUGAUAAACUUUUCUACCAUUUCUACUGAACUCUGAUAUUUAUGGAAGAAAGGAUAGAUAUCUGCUGGCAGUGAUUGUUUGAUCCUUAUCACAUGACAAGCAGUGCCUGCUGUUGCGUUCCAAAACUUGAAAUAUUUUCAGCGAAGGACACAGCCUAACACCCUGGUGCUGCCCUGAAGAGCAGGAGCACAGUGCAGGCCUUCCUGGUGAUCUCACUGUACAGUUGCCUUGG